AUGGAACUGGCCAAUGAGACAAGACUUCAGGAAUUCAUUUUGCUGGGGUUUGGAGCCGGGCAACGGGGACGGUUUCUGCUCCUCAUCUUCUUUGGCAUUCUUUAUGUGAUGACAUUGGCUGAGAACAUCACCAUUAUCACACUGGUGGUUCUAGACACCCACUUGUCCCGGCUUCCCAUGUACAUCCUGCUGGGCAACUUCUCCUGGCUGGAGAUCUGUUAUGUGAGCACCACUGCCCCCCGGUUGCUCUUUGACUUGGCAUCCCCUUAUGGGAUCAUUUCCUUCCGUGACUGCUUCCUUCAAUUCUACCUGUUAUUCUCUUUUGGAGGCACUGAAAAUUUCUUCCUCUCAGCCAUGGCCUUGGACCGAUACUUGGCCAUCUGCCACCCCCUCCACUACCCACAAAUUAUGACACCAGAGACCUGCUACAAUCUAGUCAUUGCUUGUUGGAUCUGUGGUUUCUUGGGGUAUGUUGUUCCAGUGCUUAUGAUCUCCCACCUGGCCUUCUGUUCUGGCAACAUUAUUGACCAUUUUUUGUGUGAUGCUGGACCUAUUCUUUCCCUGGCCUGCCCUCCACUCGGAAUUGCUCCUCUUGUUUGUCAGAUAUUUGUAAAUACUCUUGUUAUGGGCAAUGUUCUCUUUGUUGUAUUAUCCUAUAGUACUGUGAUUCUCACCCUGAUGAAACCCUCUUUCGAAGGCAGUCGUAAGAAAGCCUUCUCCACCAUUUCAUUCCACCUAGUAGUAGUGACACUUUUCUAUGGCUCUGUGGCAGGGAUGUACUUAGUUCCAGAUGGAAAAAAUCAAUCAGAGGUUACAAAAGCCGUAACUCUCUUUUACACUUCAGUUACACCCUUCUUGAACCCUAUUAUUUAUUGCCUGAGGAAUGAUCAGGUGAAGGAGGCCCUGGGCAGGUUGCAAAAAAGGAAGGUGAGAUUCUGGACAAGAAAGGGGAUGAUGUAA
Eublepharis macularius is the source of this 960-nucleotide messenger RNA. RefSeq names its product olfactory receptor 11G2-like. Gene Ontology annotation, molecular function: G protein-coupled receptor activity; olfactory receptor activity. The coding region runs from base 1 to 960 and encodes 319 amino acids. NCBI's taxonomy places the organism in Eukaryota, Metazoa, Chordata, Lepidosauria, Squamata, Eublepharidae. Gene Ontology annotation, cellular component: membrane. Gene Ontology annotation, biological process: G protein-coupled receptor signaling pathway. The transcript has a single exon. The record is from RefSeq and is a predicted model, not a curated record.